This is a messenger RNA of Alternaria metachromatica, 843 nucleotides long. RefSeq lists its product as uncharacterized. NCBI's taxonomy places the organism in Eukaryota, Fungi, Ascomycota, Dothideomycetes, Pleosporales, Pleosporaceae. The record is from RefSeq and is a predicted model, not a curated record. The transcript has a single exon. Bases 1 to 843 code for a protein of 280 amino acids.
AUGCACUUGAACGUCAUCGUUGCGCUCGCGCUGCCGCUAUUCGCCGCGGGCGCGAAUAUCGGACAUCGGCACAGUCACAAGCAUGAGAAGGUCAACCCUCGUGCUAUGCAGACCAACGUCGUCAUCGUAACUGAGACGAUCUUCAUGACCGUCACUCUUGAGUCAACCUCAAGCUCUGCGCCUUCCGGCUGCUCUAUCACUACUGUCUCUACUUCGCUGCCUGAGCCGUCCGUUACCGUCGAGGUUCCACAGAAGGGCGUUCCCGACGUCGCAUCCACGUCCGCAGCUUCUGUCACUCCUUCCGGCGCUCCUCCUGCUCCAGAUGGAAUGUACGCCCCUCUCAACUCGGUCCCGAAUCAGGCUAUCAUCGUCAACUCUUGCGACUAUGACGUCUAUGUCUCGUCCAUCGGCGAUAACAAACAAUGCGACAACAGUCCCGGGAGCGACUGCGUGACUGUAUCCGCUAACAGUACUUAUACUGAACCCAUUCGUACAUGCCACAAGUCCGGUAUCUCUCUCAAGGUUGCAAAAUCUAAGAGCAUGGAAAAGCCCAUGCAAUUCGAGUACACCGUCUGGGACGACCACGUCCAGGUAUCUUACGAUAUCUCCUACCUCGACUGCAUGGACAAGGACGGCACCAACUUUGACAAUUGCGCCGGCCACGAGAAGGGCAUUCAAGCCGCUGCUAAGGACGGCCCAGUCUUCCAAUGUGUCGCAAAUGAGCCAUGCGCUCAGCAGGCCUACGUCGUUCCCGAAUUCGGAUACUUGCCUGACGCCCCAGUUGGCGGUUCUACCAUCGACAAGGGCGUUGCCUUUGAGAUCUGUGCUGAGAACAGAUCGUGA